AAAUUGAGAAGGGAUAAGUGGAAGGAGAAAAUGUUGGGCUGGUGCCAAGCGAUAGCUCGUAACCCUCACAGACUUCCAAACAGCACAAGAACACCCGAAGUCUCAGGUGAUGCUUCACAUAACUCUACUUUGAAUGACAAAUCCCCAGGGCGUUCCACAAGUCGAUCAAGUAAUAUUUCAAAGGCAAGCAGUCCUACAACAGGAACAGCUCCCAGGAGUCAAUCUCGGUUGUCUGUCUGCCCCUCCACUCAGGAUAUUUGUAGAUCUACUACCUUGCAUGAUUUGUCAGAAGAUGAGCUUGAACAUGCAACCCCUGUCAUGGUGCUGGCCCCUUCUAAUAGGGAACCUGGUGGUAAGAAACACAUAAAACGGAGGUUUAGGCAGAAAAAAGAGACUGGAGACAAUGGUGAGCACACAGAAAAGCAAGGAAAGGGGAGAAACUGUAAAUUGCAUCCUGAGCGUCCGAGAUCCAGCUGGAACACAUCUGAUUCAUCAUCAUCUUCGGAUGAGAGUCAGUGGGCUCAGGCUAGGAGGAGAGCAAGAGAAAAGGCCAGGAUGGCCAGGAGAGGGAGAAGAAACAACAGAUCAUGCAGUAACCAAGAUAAGUCCUUAAACAAUAAUGCUUUUGAACUUGUCACCUUGGGGACAAUGGGAAAAGAGAAACAAGAGGUGUCUGACCCUGAGAAUCCUACAUUAAAUCACCGCCGAAGGAUUCCAAGGCUUAAGGAAUCACAGUCUUCAGAAUCAUCUCAGGAAGCAAGGAUUUCCUCAAGAAAAUGUGGGAAAAGCAAAGGGAAAAGCUACCACAGAGAUCGGCAACCUGCACCUUUCCUUAGGCACAUGAAGAACUCCUUUGCAGAGGCAGGGUCUGGCAGCGAUGCUCUGGCAGUCCCAGAUCACGGAGCCUCUGCUGGGGCAGGGCCCACUGUUCCUCAUGCUGUUCAGAAGCCUCCAGUGCUGUAUGAUGACUGGUCUGAUGAUUUAGAAGUAUGCAGGAUCUGUCACUGUGAGGGAGAUGAUGAAAGCCCCCUCAUCACACCAUGUCGCUGCACAGGGACCCUGCGCUUUGUUCACCAGGCCUGCCUGCACCAGUGGAUCAAGAGCUCGGACACGCGCUGCUGCGAGCUCUGCAAGUACGACUUCAUCAUGGAGACCAAGCUCAAGCCUCUCCGGAAGUGGGAGAAAUUACAGAUGACAACAAGUGAGAGGAGAAAAAUUGUGUGUUCAGUCACAUUCCAUAUAAUUGCAAUUACCUGUGUUGUUUGGUCAUUGUAUGUUUUAAUUGACAGAACCGCUGAAGAAAUUAAACAAGGCAAUGAUAACGGUGUCCUCGAAUGGCCAUUUUGGACAAAACUCGUCGUGGUGGCCAUUGGGUUCACAGGAGGCCUGGUCUUCAUGUAUGUGCAGUGUAAGGUUUACGUCCAGCUCUGGCGCAGGUUGAAAGCCUACAACAGAGUGAUCUUUGUUCAGAACUGCCCAGACACCAUGAAAAAACUGGAGGAGAAAAGUUCUCCAUGCACUCAGCCCUCGGAGGUGAAGGACGCAGUGGUGGUGCCAGUAGCACAGACAGGUACAAACUCUCAGCUGGUGGCAGAAGAGGUGACAUCAGAGGUCAUGCCAGUUUGACACUGACUGUAUUGCUUCUUCCUUACAGAAUAAGGCAUAGAGUUUACUACAGUACAAAUGCUACAAGAAAGUAGAAAUGACUGUGCAUUUUUUCACUUAAAAAAGACACCAACCAAACAACAAAAAAAUACCGCAUUAAAAAAACCCAAAACCGUACAAGGAAAAUGGAUCCAGCAAAUCAACUUGUUACUGUUUGGAAUGUGACCGUUCGUGACGUAGUUUUGCAACUAGUCAGCAAGUGUAGUGAAAGUGGAAGUGUAGAAAGUGCAAUAGAGAACAGGUUUAACAAAUGCCAAAACAAUGUGACAAUGUAUUUUUUUAUUUUUUUUUCCUAACUGGGCUGGCUGGGAAAAUCGAAAACAGAAGUGAUAGAAUGAUUUUUGUUUACAGAAGACUCAAAAACUUUUCAUCUGUUUACUACUAAAAGUUGUAUUUGAUAUUUACCUUUUCAAAGGGUACCAAUCCAAGUUAUAUGCAUUAAUAUAAUCAAAGUAAAGAGAGCUGUACUGCAGCACUCCCUCUCUAAGCCUCAUAUGGUAGCGCCUUCAUGUGACUGUAGUGGAGCCUGAAUGUUUGGGCAGCUGUGUCAGCUAUGGAUAUUUGAACCAGUUGUUUUUAAAUAUGGCUGGAUUUUUGAAAAGUAAGCAGUUCCAACCAGUAUAAACUCAUGUCUCCAUAAGCUACAGGUAUUUUUUUAGAUGUCAGGGAAGUAAGUACAGGAAGGAGAGAAUAUGUAGAUAGGCAUUUAGAAAAGCAGCUCUACUAUUUAUUUACUUUAUAGGAGUGAAUUUGAUACACAAAGUAUUGAGGUAGAAUUGCAAAUAAAAAAAAACAGUUUCUUGCAGAAUUACAAAGAAGUAAACUGUCUAUUAUCAAAGGUCUGAAAUAGGAUGACACAUACUGAAGACGGAAGCUACUUUUGGUUUUAUUUUUUAAGAUUCAUAGUAAAGAAAGGUAGAUGUAAGAGAACAUAUCUAUCUACAUAUCUUAAGAAAACAUUAGUUUUUAUCUCCUUGUUCUAAAAAGCUAGUUUUUAUCUUCCUGACUGAAAAAAACAAAUCAAUGGUUUCCUUCUGUACCGAUAAACUUAAGGUGUUAGAGAUUCAACAGUUCAGUUAUUAAUUUCAAGUUUUGAGCUCUGGAAUAUAAAAAUGAAGUGUGAAUAGCAUUAAAAGGUGCAAUAGAUAAAUGAAUGUAUAUCUAAUACUGUGUCCAACAGGGUGAAUUAUAUAUAAAGAACCAAUUUUGUGAUUCACUUUGCAAAACUAUGGUGUUUACUACAAGGACACAAGAGCAAGUAUUGACUCAGAGUAGUUAUGUACUGGUGUGGACAAAUCUGGGGCCUGAACAUAAUGUGCAUUUUAAAAAGAACUUGAAAGUACUUUUUUUAAUCUUGUAUUUAGUAAAGGAGGAAAAGCAAAAAAGCAAAUAAAGUAAUGAGGACAAGAGAGUAGAGAUUCACUUAAAAAAGGGGCAUCUGCCACAAUUACAAGUGAACUAGAUUUCUACAGAAGCCUUGAAGUUUCUACUGGUAAAUUUUCUCUUUAGAAGCUCAAAUAUUUAUAAUGAAGUAACAGAAUCAUCCCAUUCUGGAAAAUAUCCAGGUUGCUAGGCCUGAAAUGUAUUGGAAUUUAUAUACUAGGUAUUCCUUUGUGAAUGUUUACUGGCUUAAGGCUCAGGGAAUACUAGAAGUAGUAGUGUUAACAGGAAAUAACGUCUUUAAUCAGAUCAUUAUAUACUUUUGUAUUGAAAUUGCUCUUGUAAUUUGGCUGUGACUAAGUGAUUGUUAUCUGGCUAGACAGGAAACAAAACCUCGGUGCUUGAAUGGGUCCUUAAUACACGUCAGUAUUUGCUGUAAGUUAUGCCAGGUGAGUUGGAUUAAUGUUGAAUUUUUUUCAGGUAAUGGCACACACUUUUUAUAUAAAAUAAUUUUCCUACUAUACAACUGCAGCUUCCAAUUAUAGCAGCUUCUUAUUUGAAACAACAUACAAGAGAAACCAAAUAAUUUCUCCAUUUAAAAUUGUGGAGGAGAUUUCAGAAGGUCUUCAGAGCAUAAUGACAUGACUAAUAAAUGUCUUGUAAGUGCACGUGCUUAAGAUAGUCUGCAAUGGCAUGGUUUUCAAAAAGUUACUUGUUAAAAAGUAAAUCUCAUGGUAUCUGACAUCAGACACUUAGAAUUACUAACUGCAUCUGAAUGUUUGGAAGGAUGUUUACAAUAAACAUGUGGAAUCAGCAAAAUUUACUGACAAAGGACAUUAUGAUGAAGGAUAGUUAAGAGCUUUCUGAAAUAAUAGUUUCUUACUAAGUGAAAAUAACCCUGCUUCUUUAGCCAGCUUGUUCUUUGACUAGAGUAGCAUCGUGACCCCAUUGAAAAUAUUUAUGCACUAUUUUGUCAGUUUACUGGAGAAUAGUUCACACUGGGUUUUUUCCCUUGAAAAAGUAUAAAAUUCAGCUCGAAGAAGAAAGUAUCUGAAGACUCUGAAAGCAGAACUGUAGCAUCCAACAAGGUUUUACAUUUUUAAAAAACUCACUGAAGAAUCAGCAACAGAAAAGACAACAUGAAAAUGUUUAUACCAAUGCCUUCAACUUCAAACACUGUUCUGGCACUCCAUAUAUGCAACUGAGUUUACAGUUAAUUAAAUAAAAGAAAGCAGAAAGACUUCAGUUGAAAGUCCUCCUCUCCCUUGGAAAUAUUAAAUGCGGACAGCAGGAAAAGGAGCAAAAUGGGAUGCUGUCUGCUGAGAUGGACAAUGAAACAGGUCACCAGCAAGCGAGAUUUCAGCUGGCUUGAAGCAGCCUUUAACCUUUUAAACAUUACAGCAUUAGCCUGUGCAUCCCUUUCUCUUCUUAGAUGCACUGGAUUUUCCUCAGCUUUCAGGGAUUUCAUGCAGGAUUGGAAUUUGUUUCUGAAGCCGGGUACAACCUCUUCAAGGGGGCAAGGAACUAUUCAUACCACCAUGCCUUGGAUUUUGGUCUUCAGUAAUAAGGAAAGUACAUCGAUAGAGAAACUAGACAGAUCCUUAUCACCCAAUACAUUUUCAUUGCCACACAAAGUACAAUUUUCUGUAUUAAUUUAUUAACCGUAUUCUAUCCUAGAAAAAAACAAAAACAAAACACAUUAAAAAAAAACAAAAAAAACCCCAACCUAAACAGAACAGUGUAAUGAAAGUUUUAAGAUGAAGUCUAAAAACUUUAAUAAAGACGCCAUCUCAAAUAAAGAAUCCCUGUGUAGGCACAGUGGGGCUCUGGGCUAAAUCCACAAGGGCAAAACCUGGCUCUGAGCUGCCAUUAGCAAGAACAGCUUAAUCUGCAUUCUUGUUUAAACCUAGUUUUAAUAAAGGUCGGUAGAAGUAAUUUGGCGUCAGGUCAGAUCUGGAAGUUUAAACAAGAUACUCCUGUAUUCACUCCUGUGAACAAGCACAUUUUCUGGUUUUAAGUUACAAGCAUUAUAAACUUUAUCUCGAACUGGCAAACAUACCACUUUUGACUAUCAGUGGCAUUACAAAGAUUCUUGACUAGUCCAACUGUGCCAUUCACACACUGCUCUAGCUGAAGGUAGUGUUUAUUUUUGUUGUGUAGAAAAAAUAGUAAUUCCUGUCUCCAGAACAAACAUUUAUAAUUUCCGAUAACACAUUGAAACUUACACUCUGAUGAAAAUAUUCUGCUGUGUAUAAUAUUCGAAACCACAAGUUUGUGUUAUCUGUUUAACUCCCUCUCUUUUGAAAAUGUGUAUGUUUUUGUGGGUGGAUGUGUACUGGAAGACAGAAGGUAAGGGAAACAAAAAUAAUGUAUCUGCUUAAUGUUGUGGAAAAAUGUAUUUGUAUUAAACAAAUUACUCAAAGUA
Messenger RNA from Catharus ustulatus (Swainson's thrush), 5470 nucleotides. It is a transcript of the gene MARCHF1, whose product is annotated as membrane associated ring-CH-type finger 1. Lineage: Eukaryota; Metazoa; Chordata; Aves; Passeriformes; Turdidae. The record is from RefSeq and is a predicted model, not a curated record. Gene Ontology annotation, molecular function: zinc ion binding; ubiquitin protein ligase activity; MHC protein binding. The transcript is spliced from 7 exons. Bases 31 to 1626 code for a protein of 531 amino acids. Gene Ontology annotation, biological process: protein polyubiquitination; antigen processing and presentation of peptide antigen via MHC class II; immune response. Gene Ontology annotation, cellular component: early endosome membrane; cytoplasm; lysosome.